This is a messenger RNA of Plectropomus leopardus (leopard coralgrouper), 3189 nucleotides long. RefSeq lists its product as uncharacterized. Lineage: Eukaryota; Metazoa; Chordata; Actinopteri; Perciformes; Serranidae. Gene Ontology annotation, molecular function: protein binding; metal ion binding; RNA binding. The record is from RefSeq and is a predicted model, not a curated record.
AAGUGGACUAAACCACCAAAGAUUCCCGCAGAUUCGAUAUCGAUUGUCCCAAUGUUACAAACGUGUCCACCCCUGAUCUAAACAUUUGUUUAAACACUUUUGUGGGAUAUUUGAGACGAUAAUGCUGGAUGGUUGCACUCAUGAAAUUCACCAGGGAUAUAUGCAGGCUGUUGGGACUCGGGAGCGGCCCUCCUGUCCAGCAGCAGGAGGAGCAGAUGGACUGUAGUGCCGCCACCCCUGACCCAAGCAAUGACGCCACUUUGUCACAGGAUGCAUUAAAUGGAGAGGAGGAUCUGAGUGAGGACGAGAAGGUCAGACGAAGGGCAGAGCGACGCAAAGCCAAGAGGAAGCGCCGUCGAAAACGUAAGAAGCAGGAACAAGUUAAGCAAAACGAGAGUGCAGAACGGGAUGAUGAAGAUGAGGACGGGGGUGCCGAGUCUGAACUGGAUGAAAGCGAGUCGGAGGCAGAAGUUGGUGCUGAAGAGGAGAAACAAAAGGAGGAGAAAAAGGAGGCUGCCUCAAAUGUUGCCACUCCACUCACGGUGCCGUCUGGAAUCAAAGGACAUCAGAAGAGCCAAGAAAGAGCCACUGAAGAGGAGCCAGAGUGGGAUGUGAGCAGUGCCUUCUUUGCUAAUGCUGCUAGCCAUAUCAAACCCAAAGGAUCAGGUCGCAAGUCCAAAGAAAACAAGGAGAACGAGGCCAGGAGAGAGACAAAUGGAACUGACACCAUGACUAAGAAAAGUGCGUCACUAACAGAAAAAGGCAUAAAGCUGGUGCAAGAGGGGCAGUACACACAAGCUGUCAGCAUGUUUACAGAAGCCAUCAGAUGUGAUCCAAAGGAUUACAGGUUCUUCGGGAAUCGUUCCUAUUGUUAUUACUGCUUGGAGCAGUACCCUCAGGCCCUGGCAGAUGCUGAACGCUCCAUUCAGCUAGCCCCAGACUGGCCCAAAGGAUACUUUCGCAAGGGCAGUGCUCUCAUGGGCAUGAAGCGGUACAGUGAGGCAGAGAGAGCCAUGGAGCAGGUGCUGAAACUCGACAAAGACUGUGAGGAGGCUGUCAAUGACCUCUUUAACUGUAAAGUGCUGCAGUUAAUGGACCUUGGUUUUGAAGAAGUGCAAAGUGUCCUACUGCUGGAGAGAUUCUCAACUGUACAGGCUGUCCUGGCAUCUUGUUCUGAUGCAGCCAGAGCUGGGAGCCAAGAUUCAUCAGUUGUGCAGCCAGGAAGCCCUUGCCCGUCUCUGUGGGUGGGAAAUGUGACCACUGAGCUAACUGAGAAACACCUAUGGGACCUCUUUAAAAUGUAUGGUGAGAUCGAGAGUAUUCGUGUUCUGCAUGAGAGAUUCUGUGCCUUUGUCAACUUCAAGAAUGCAAACAUGGCAGCUCGUGCCAUGGAGAAACUAAAUGGUUACUGUAUUGAGAACACACGUUUAGUGGUGCGCUAUCCUGACCGACGCACUCAGAGGGUCCUUCCGUUUCCACUUAAGACCUGUCUCCCGGUGACACAGCAGGCAGGCACAGCUGCUGGACCUCGACGACGUGGCCCAGUUAAUGGAGACGAGUGUUACUUCUGGAGAACCACCGGCUGCCAUUUUGGGGACAAAUGUCGCUACAAACACAUUCCUGAUCAGAAAGGCAAGGACAGGAAGCCCUGGCAGCCUUGAACUGAGUUUACUCUCUGCCUCAGUAGUGUGCAGGAAACUGGGAUGCACAGACUGACCCAAAGGAGCCGGUACUUACUGGACCACGUUCUCCGGGCUAAAAAUAUUAACUGUAGCAGAAUGGACCAGAAUAGUCAAAGGAUCAGAGCCAGCUCUCUAAGGCUCUAAGGCAGGGAUAGUUACACAUGUGUCACAAAAGACUGGGAGUGUGAGGGUUUUUUAAACGACUGCACUCAAUAAUAUUGCUCAAUAGUACAACAUUAACCUGAGGGGAGCAACAAAAUUACUCUGUGCGCUCUUUGUGUUGAAUGAAAACGUUCACAUUCGCAGCCUUCCAUGGCACAUGGUGACCUUAUCCAGCUUUAAGGGAUACAACGUCACAGGCAUACAACAUAAGAAGAAAGUGCAACUGCUUUGGUUCACUACGGAAAAAAAGUAACGGCUCUGUCAUGCACGGCAGUAAUGAAAGGACUUUCAGGCCAAGGUUCUUCGGUGAUGGUCCAGGGGACCUUCCUUCUUUAGAAACAUUGCAAAUCAAAUGUUCCUUCCUAUUUUUAAAUUCCAGCAACUCAGCCGACUUUAAAGGAAUACUUCACCCACAAAGUGACCAUGUGUAUAUCAGUGUGCAUUUCAUUGAAUUUGUGAAGAAAACUUUAUUAAUUGAAAUGUACAGGACCAUGUUAAACAACAGCAAAACUACAUCAAAAUGUCUUUUUACAAAGUCUUACACAAGUCCUGCAUCAUGAUUCAAGUCUCAUUUUUCCAGUCAUAUGCUCAGUACUUCCCAAACACACGCGUUUUUGCUUAAGUGAAUCAAUUUAAAACCUUCAGUACAAACGGCCUCAUACACAGCAGAGCUCAUAUGCACACGCAUGCUCAGGCAUGUCAGGGUGCGCUACUGGUAGGCAGACGUGUUUUAUAUUUAGGGUUUCCACACACUUUCAUGGACAAAAUUUUAAUACUUUUCCAUGACUUUUCAAGGACCCUAGUUUUUUUUGUCUGGUGUUUUUAAAAAAUAUUAGAUUCAAACAUAAUAUAAGCUGGCACACAUGAGGAGAAGAGGGAGAGACAAACGUGGGGAGAGAAUGGAGAAAUGUAUGUGAUUGAAACAAAAUGUUAUCACACCGACGCUUAUUAGAGCUGCGUUACAUCGACACCUACAGAAAUUUGUCCCGAUGUUACAUUACAUGGAAGGUUAUCCACAUUAGAUUACUGUAACAACUUCAUUACACACAAGAAAUUAUAGAGUUUUUCCAAAAUGUUGAAUAUUUUAUACUGAUUCCAUGACUUUUCCAGGCUUGGAAUUUGUGAUUGGGAAAUUCCAUGACUUUUCUAGGUUUCCCAUGAUCAUGGGAUCACCCUGUUUAUUGCAACAUUUUAGCGAAAAUCCUUGCAUUUGGUAAGCACUGAGCAUACGGCUGGAUAAAUGAGACUUGGAUUUUACUGCAAAAGUUAUUUGUAAACCGAUGUUUUUAUAUAGUUUUGCUGGCACACUGAUAAACCUGGUCCACAGUGAAUUCAAUUCAUGAAA